Boleophthalmus pectinirostris (great blue-spotted mudskipper) is the source of this 2780-nucleotide messenger RNA. Its product is annotated as lactadherin-like. Gene Ontology annotation, molecular function: calcium ion binding. The record is from RefSeq and is a predicted model, not a curated record. Lineage: Eukaryota; Metazoa; Chordata; Actinopteri; Gobiiformes; Gobiidae. The transcript is spliced from 9 exons. The coding region runs from base 145 to 1617 and encodes 490 amino acids.
AAGAGCGCAGCUAAGACGGAACAGACACGCAGUAGACACGCAACAGUCACGGAACACACACGGAACAGAGCGCUCAGAGCGGAGCGACGAUUUUAGCCCAGAAAAACAGCUCCUCCUCGGGCACAAACCACUCCAGCCGCGGUCAUGGAGCUCCGCGCACGGACCCUGCUCCUGGGGGAACUUUUAUUGGCGGCGCUGGUGCUCGCAGUCCACGGAGACCUGUGCGAAGUGAACUUUUGUGCAAAUGGAGGGACCUGCGUCACCUCUGGAUCAGAGGUUUUCUGUAUCUGCCCUGAAGAAUUCACCGGAGACAACUGCACCGAGAGAGAGACAGGUCCGUGCAGUCCAAACCCGUGUUUGAACGAUGGAGAGUGUGAGGUGGUGUCAGAGAAACGAAGAGGAGAUGUGUUCAGCCAGUACCGCUGUGUGUGUCCUCCAGAGACUACAGGAGUGCACUGUGAGACACACAUAAACGAGUGCCAGAAGAACCCCUGUCAGAACGAAGGACAAUGCUCAAACCUAAACGGAGACUUUGCCUGCACCUGCCCCUCCCCCUACGUGGGCAAACGCUGCCACCUGCGCUGUAUCUCUCGUCUGGGUCUGGAGGGAGGAGGUAUUGCAGAGUCUCAGGUGCGGUCUUCCUCAGUGCGGUACACUCUGAUGGGUUUACAGCGCUGGGGCCCAGAACUCGCCCGACUCAACCUCAAAGGGCUUGUCAAUGCGUGGAGUCCUGCCCCUCACGAUCGCUACCCCUGGAUACAGGUGGAUUUGACCCGGAUCAUGAGGAUCUCUGGUCUGGUCUCUCAGGGGGCUGGGCGUCUGGGCUACUCAGAGUUUGUGAAGGCCUUUAAAGUGUCCUACAGCCUCAAUGGGACUGACUUCACCUACUACCAGAGGGACGGGAAAGAUCUGGUGUUCUCUGGGAACAUGGACAAAGACUCUCCUAAGACCACCCUGUUGGACCCUCCUCUCGUGGCUCAGUUCAUUCGGAUUGUUCCUGUAGUUUGUCGUCGAGCCUGUACCCUGCGUCUCGAGAUCAUCGGCUGUGAACUCAACGGUACCUGCUCCUACCUGCUUUUGUCUGCUUCGCUGACUCUGCCCCUUUGGUUGUCUUCUGAUCUUCUUGUAUGUCCAGGUUGCUCGGAGCAGAUGGGGAUGCGUUCUCGUCUGAUCUCGGACUCUCAGAUCUCAGCUUCGUCCUCUUUUAGGACUUGGGGUCUGGACUCUUUCACCUGGAGACCGGAAUACGCUAGACUGGACAAACAGGGAAAAACCAAUGCCUGGACUGCAGCUGUGAAUGAUCAGAACCAGUGGAUACAGGUGGACUUGGGCUCGUCGAAGAAGCUGACCGGGAUCAUCACACAGGGCGCCAAGGACUUCGGGCACAUUCAGUUUGUGACGGCAUUUAAAGUGUCCUGCAGCAACAACGGACAAGACUGGAGCACUGUGCAGGACCACAAGGGCCAGGACAAGAUUUUUCCUGGUAACACUGAUAAUAACGUUCAUAAAACAAACCGGUUUGAUCCUCCUCUGUUUUGUCGCUUUGUUCGAGUUUUGCCCUGGGACUGGCACGGGCGCAUCACCCUGCGAAUGGAGUUGCUCGGCUGCAGCCAGUGACACCUGCUCCUAAAAUACUGCAAAUAUUAAAAACUCAAAUGUAUAAAACAUGUCUACAACGGGUUUAAGUACUAUCAAAGUGUUUAGGGCUGUACAAAAGAAAAAGAUGAGAUGAAAUGUCUGCUGUUUUUCUGUAUAAGUCCAGCUGAUUCUGAUCUGGUUUAGACCUGUUUUAGAUCAGUUGACUCCUAAGAUACUUCACUCAUCUUCUGAAGCAAUUUUAUUUUGAUCACGAAAUAUAUACAAAAAGUAAACGUUUGUCCCACAUUCUAGAUUUCAGAUUUUUUUGGUCAAACUAUCAGGAACAAGAAUCAUAUAAAAACGCGUGACACAUUAUUUAAUUUCAGACAAACUAAAUCUUAGUUAUACUGAGUUUGUGCAGCUCUAAACUGUCGCACAUCAGGGUCUUGCUCAGAGUUUCUGCCUAACGUGUUAAAGACAUUUUCAUUGAUAUUAAAAAUCAUUGUUAAUCAUUAUCGUUGAAGAGGGGGUAUUAUGCUAAAUCAACUUUUUUUGAGCUUUCUACCAUGUUAUGAGGUUCCCUCACCAAAAACAUGCCUUAAGAGGUUUUAGAUGCAUGCAUGUUUGAGUUUUUUAACAAUCUCUCUGAGGCCCUAUUCGAACCCUGCUUACGAUUAACUAUGCGAGACAAGUUUCCACCCAGAAGCCUACGUCAGCCAUUUUCUCACACGACUAUUCUUGACUUAUUGUGCAGUAGUUUGAUUAGCGGCAUGCAUGCUGAUUGUAAAAAGUGAAAGCUAUAAAACAUGUUAAUAUAUUGUUUUGGGUGAAUAUACCAUGUUCAAAGUAAGAGGUAACAUGGUGAUUUAAGCGUUAUGUAUAAGCAAUUAAUACCCCAUAAAAGUAAAAUACCCCCUCUUUUAGAUAUUUGACUCCUUGUGUUAAACCCAGGUCACUCCUUUUGCCCAGAGACUGUUCAACUGUUUUUCUGUGAAGCUUUGAUUUGCACAUGGUUCAGAUUUCUCAUGUUUUUGUGGUUCCAAAGUUUUGUAUUAAAAGUUUGUUUAUAAAAGGGGAGGUGAGUUGGGGGCUUAAAGUAUUAUGGGUGGGGCUAACCAUUAUGGGAUGCUGCAAUAAAAGUGUGAAAUCGAAAUAUUCCAUGUUUGUUUUGUAUUGAAAUAAAAACAUGUUUAAAAUUUCAA